AUUUUACCACCGCGGAUGCGCACAAACGUUUGCGUGACGACAGGAUGGUACGUCACAUACUUUGUCAUUCACCCUGCUCCGCCGUCGUUCCGUCGAAGCUGGCUGAGCCGUUGCAGUUUGCUGAUAAUCGCCGUUUUUCGGGUGAAGAUGGCCGCAGGUCCUCUAUCUGUAUCCUCCAACGCGUCCACAAACAACGAUGGCAUUCUCAUUGGUGACAAAGUUUAUUCGGAAGUGUACCUUACGAUCGACAACUCGCUCAUACCGGAGGAAAGGCUUUCCCCGACGCCGUCGAUGCUCGACGGCCUCGACCUGAACACAGAGACCGACCUUCGCAUCCUUGGAUGUGAACUGAUUCAGUCGGCGGGCAUUCUUCUCCGGUUACCACAGGUGGCAAUGGCAACGGGGCAGGUGCUCUUCCAUCGUUUUUUCUACUCCAAGUCUUUUGUGAAGCACAGUUUUGAGAUUGUUGCCAUGGCUUGCAUCAACUUGGCCUCCAAGAUUGAGGAAGCCCCGAGACGAAUACGAGACGUCAUCAAUGUGUUUCACCAUCUGAGACAGAUCAGAGGCAAAAAGACUCCAAGUUCAUUGAUACUUGAUCAGAACUACAUAAAUACCAAAAACCAAGUCAUCAAAGCAGAACGGCGGGUCCUGAAGGAGCUGGGCUUCUGUGUGCAUGUCAAGCAUCCUCACAAGGUUAUCGUCAUGUAUCUUCAAGUCCUGGAAUGUGAGAAGAACCAGACACUAGUCCAGACCGCCUGGAACUACAUGAAUGAUACGCUGAGGACAAAUGUGUUUGUGAGAUUCCAAGCCGAGACUAUCGCCUGUGCCUGCAUAUUCCUCGCUGCCCGAGCCCUGCAGAUACCCCUGCCAUCCAGACCUAAUUGGUACCUGCUGUUUGGAGCCAGUGAGGAAGACGUGAAAGAGGUCUGCAUCACCACCCUUAGACUCUACACCAGGAAGAAGCCUAACUAUGAUCACCUGGAAAGGGAGGUGGAGCGGAGGAAGACGUUUUUGGCAGAGGCCAAGCUGAAGGCCAAAGGUCUGAACCCUGACGGUACCCCCGCACUGUCCACGCUGGGUGGCUUCUCUCCUGCCUCCAAGCCCUGCUCCCCAAAUGUGGUGAAGGUGGAGGAGAAAUCCCCAAACCCCCAGACCAUUAAACCAGUCAAGAAGGAGCCAGACAGCCGGACCCAAGUCAACAAGAGUCCACACAAUGGUUUGAGAAAAGAGGUGAAGAUUGGGAGGAACAGCAGGAGCGGAAGUCGAUCUCGUUCAAGAACACGUUCCAGGUCCAGAUCUCGCUCCCCUCGCAGACAUUACAACAGCAGACGCAGUCGCUCAGGGACCUACAGUUCUCGCUCGCGUUCUCGCUCACACAGUCGCAGUCCAUCACCUCGGCGACACCAGCCCUCACCCCUCCUCCCCCACCUCAAGUCCAAGACCAGCCACCAUGGCAACAGCGACUCCAAGCCCAGCGGGCGCCACAGCAACAGCGGAAGCGGAUCAGGCCACAAGAGGAAGCGCUCACGCUCUCGGUCACGGUCCCGCACUCCAGUCAAAGUAGACAGGGACCGGGACAGAGAGAGGGAGCGUGAGAGAGACAGAGACCGCGGUUCCUUUGACCUUUCUACAAAGAAACACAAACACGAGCGAGGAGGCAGUCACCGAGGAGACAGGAGAGAGAGGGAGAGGUCACGGUCCUAUGACAGGGACAGAGAGAGGGAGCGUAGCCACAAGAGCAAACACCACAGCAGUAGCGGGCACUCAGGACAUAGCCGUCACCGCCGCUGAGACAGCACGCACACCAGGCAAGAUCUAGGACUGAUAGUCACCCAAGUAUUUUCAGUAUACUCAAAAUAAAAUCCGAUUGGGCAUGUUCUCUGAAGCUGUUGAAUACAGUCAAGUCAGUAAAUAUCAGUGUAACUCCUGGUGUGUUUAUUUAAUGAAGUCGUGUUAACAGACACAUCUUGCAAGUAUUUCAAAAGACAUUGCUGACAUGUCUUGGGGGGGCUGCAACCAAGAACUUGCAAAAAUCCACAUAUUGAGCAAACUGCAGCUGUUAAAGCCAAAGCUGCACCUCUGCCAUGAUUCAGAGAACCUGCCUUCUUUGAUUGUAUUUUGGGCAUAUUACCAGCCUCAUGCCCACAAAGUUGGGUUUCUGGGUUUCUCAUAUGCAUCAUGAAAAUCACCAUUUAAACUAUAUGAUUUACAGGAAUGUUGAUUCUCUUCAACCUUUUAUUUAUUUGGUCAAAGCCAAAUAGCAAAACAGUUUUAUUAUGAAGUUGUUGUCCCUAUGAAAGACUGUAAUACAACCUUGACAUUGGAGGCAUUUAUGGAAACACUGACAUUGCCUGAGUCCUACACAUAGCGUUUGCAUGCACAGAUGUCUUGGUGAUAGAAUAUUCAUUGCUUUGGCUCUCAUUUACACAACGACGCACCUGUAGCUGAUAUUUGGCAGAGGUGUUGUAUGUUGUGUUAGUACAGAUUGAAUGUGUGCGUCUGAGGAACCCAGGCUGCUGCAGAAUCUACCAGCAUUUAGUGGACUGUUUGUAGGUUUACUAGCCUUUUGUCACCCAGGUCAGUCAUGAUCAGUGGUCAAGGAAAGGCACCAAUGCAGUGUGACUUCAGUCCCAGACCUGUCGUCGUCGUCGUCGUCCUCUCCACCUAUAGUGGGUUUUUUUUUUUCAGUUUCCCAUGAUACCUCCGCCCCUCACACCACUGUCAUCCCUCCAGCCUACCCUUAUGUUCUUGGUUUUACAUGUAAAGUUAUGGACUUUAGGAAAAUGAAACUUAUUUACAGUGUAAAGACAGAUCGAUAUCUGCUGACAAAAUGUGAACGCUUUGAUUUUUAAAAGCGGACUGCUCAGUGGAAGGAUGGAAUGAAUAAAUGUAAAAUAAAAGCGAUACUUCAGGAAAGAUCAA
This is a messenger RNA of Epinephelus fuscoguttatus (brown-marbled grouper), 2922 nucleotides long. It is a transcript of the gene ccnl1a, whose product is annotated as cyclin L1a. Gene Ontology annotation, cellular component: nucleus. Gene Ontology annotation, molecular function: cyclin-dependent protein serine/threonine kinase regulator activity. The transcript has 10 exons. Gene Ontology annotation, biological process: regulation of transcription by RNA polymerase II. Bases 16 to 1791 code for a protein of 591 amino acids. The record is from RefSeq and is a predicted model, not a curated record. NCBI's taxonomy places the organism in Eukaryota, Metazoa, Chordata, Actinopteri, Perciformes, Serranidae.